GACGUCUGAUCUGGAGUUGGGCUCACAAAAGGAAAAAUGUGUAAUAGUAAUAGUAAUAGUAGUAAUAAGUGCUUAUCUGAAAUGCUGAGACGAUCAAGGCCAUUUGUUCUCCUGAUUGUGCAGCAAUUUGGCGUUGCGGGAAUGAACAUCAUCACAAAGUUUGCUAUAAACGAAGGGAAGAGCCAACUAGUUUUGGUAGUUUAUCGACAUGUUGUCGCUGCUAUUGCUAUCGCGCCUUUUGCAAUUUUGUUAGAGAGGAAAACAAGGCCCAAGAUGACUUACAGCAUAUUCGGCAAGAUUAUGUUGCUGGGCUUACUAGAACCGGUAAUGGAUCAGAAUUUGUACUACACGGGGAUGAAGUACACAACAGCAACUUUUGCUACUGCCAUGCUUAAUCUUGUUCCGGCAUUUGUAUUUGUUUUGGCCUGGAUUUUCAGGCUUGAAGAUGUGAAAAUUACAAGUCUUCGUAGUCAUGCAAAGAUGUUGGGAACCAUUGUCACCCUUGGAGGAGCAAUGGUAAUGGCCUUGUUUAAUGGGCCACCGUUAAAUUUGCCAUGGACUAAACAAACUUACCAUCAUGAUCACCACUCCAUAAAUGCUGCAAAUAAAGUCUCUAUCAAAGGUGCUCUAAUGAUAAUAUCAUCAUGUGUAUGCUGCGCGUUUUAUGUCAUACUUCAAGCAGUCACACUGAAGACGUACCCUGCUGAACUCUCCUUAACAACUCUUAUAUGUUUAACGGGAGCCAUACAAGGGGCUGUCCUGGCCUUAGGAAUAGAGUGGGGCAAUCCCUCAGCCUGGUCCUUAAACUCAAAACCCAUGUUGGCUGUGGCACUUUAUGGAGGAGUAUUUCGUUCGGGACUUGGUUACUAUAUUCAAGGUUUAGUGAUGAAGGAUAAGGGGCCGGUUUUCGUGACUGCUUUUAAUCCUUUAGGACUCGUUGUUGUUGCAAUAAUUAGUUCCUUCAUUUUGUCGGAGCUAAUGUACUUGGGAAGAGUAAUUGGAGCUGUUGUCAUUAUAUUCGGCUUAUACAUGGUUCUAUGGGGCAAGAGCAAAGACAAGCCUCGGUCGAAGCAGAUAGAACAAAUUUUAGCACCGACAAGAGUUGAACAUGACUUGACCACAAAUAAGAAAAGUGGAGCACAUACAAAGAUUUCAAAUCAAGAACUUGUAGUCAUUGAAGUUGAAGAUCCGGACACAAAUCUGUCUACAGGAACCAAACCUAUAUAAUAUAUAUAUA
This is a messenger RNA of Humulus lupulus (European hop), 1237 nucleotides long. Its product is annotated as WAT1-related protein At2g39510-like. The record is from RefSeq and is a predicted model, not a curated record. The transcript has 7 exons. Bases 37 to 1227 code for a protein of 396 amino acids. Gene Ontology annotation, cellular component: plasma membrane. Lineage: Eukaryota; Viridiplantae; Streptophyta; Magnoliopsida; Rosales; Cannabaceae. Gene Ontology annotation, molecular function: transmembrane transporter activity.